AUGCUGCCCGCGACGAUUCUCUUAUGCAUUGCAGCCACCCUACCUCCCUCCCCGGACCUGGGUCACGACAUCAUGUACUGGGGGUGUUCGGGCGACGAUCGUUUCACCACUAGUUCGGCCUACAACUCGUUGACUAGGCCACAGCUCGAGAAUUCUGGGCGCAUUUGGAAAGACGUUUGGAGCUGGUCGGGCCCCCAAAGAAUCCGUCAAUUUAUGUGGCUUGUUGCUAAAGGUCGUUUGCUUACCAACGAUGAACGCUAUAGACAUCAUCUCGCGGAGAGUGCUACUUGUGUACUGUGUGGCGCUGCACGUGAGACGAUCCUUCACUGUCUCCGUGACUGUCGACACGCGAACCAGACAUGGCGUCGACUGCUCCCGACUUAUCAUCAUACUUCCUUCUUCUCAUUAGAAGUGACUGACUGGCUGCGUCAUAAUAUCCAAAAUCAGCUGCAUGUUUCAAGUGGGAAAUUGGUCAUGUAUCUUCGGAGUCACGUUAUGGAACAUCUGGCGCGGAAGAAAUUCAUAUAUCUUCGAAAACACCGGGCUGAAUAUUCUGGGACGGGUGAUGGCAAUUGA
This is a messenger RNA of Striga hermonthica, 576 nucleotides long. The record is from the annotation of a GenBank genome assembly. NCBI's taxonomy places the organism in Eukaryota, Viridiplantae, Streptophyta, Magnoliopsida, Lamiales, Orobanchaceae.